AAACCUGAUGCGUGGGGAGCUUAUUUGGGUUGUUGUCGCCAACUUCAUCCCUUGAAUCUCAUCCCCAUAUUCUCGAGGUUAUCAAAUCCUAUCAUAAUAUCUUUGCUCCUCCCUUAUCAUCUGUAUACGUGCGUGUCCAACAGUCAAGAUGUCAUUUUCAAGCCUAGUCUCACCAGGUCCCUACCAUAUUAUCAGCUAUGGCACCUUGCUUGGGACAACAUUCUUCCAUUCGUUCGUGGGCGGCAUCAUUGCCUUCCAGGUCCUUCCCCGCCCGCAAUUCUCCGCGCUCAUGACCAAGAUCUUCCCCGUCUACUUCUCCAUCCAAACCGCCAUCCCCGUCGUUCUCGCCCUGACCUACCCCGCGGCUACCUCCGCAUUCGGAUCCUCUGGAGCAGCUGGGAUCGCCGGCGUUCUGGACCCGGAUAAUAGGUGGUCUGUUCUGGCCCCCAUUGCUACCAUCUUCUUUACCGGCCUGGCCAACCUUGCUGUGAUUGGGCCCGCUACUACCAAGUGUAUGAAGGAGAGGAAGAAUCAAGAAACCAAGGACGGCAAGAAGAGCUAUGAUGCUCCCCCACACUCUCAGGAGAUGACUGCGCUGAACAAGCGCUUCUCACAGCUCCACGGCAUUUCAUCGCUCCUUAACUUGGGCAACUUCAUCGCUACUGUCGUGUAUGGCUUCGCAUUGGCUUCACGUCUUGACUAGAGGAGGACAUUAAUGCACAGGUGUGUUCAUGUUUGUUCAAGUUUGUACAAGGGCUACCGAGGCACAUCCAUUUCCCUGCUGUCUAUCUGUUGGAUCGCGCAAAGCAUGAUUGCAAGCCAUAUAUCCACCCCAUUCCCCCUCAGUACCAAAUUAUAUAGGUUUGCCUUCUCCAUUCCUUUUCCCUUUGCUUUUCACUCGUCUUCAAUAAUGCAUACAAAAUCCUCUCUGCAUCAGUUUCUUAUCCCUUCUGACCUUUCUCGGCUCCGUGGUUGACAAAGGACCAAUAAAAACACUCCAUUAACGCCGCCGCCGCCUGUUCCGUGAGGAACUUGAUAACCCGCGUUUUU
Neurospora hispaniola is the source of this 1050-nucleotide messenger RNA. RefSeq lists its product as uncharacterized. The record is from RefSeq and is a predicted model, not a curated record. Lineage: Eukaryota; Fungi; Ascomycota; Sordariomycetes; Sordariales; Sordariaceae. Bases 149 to 703 code for a protein of 184 amino acids. The transcript has 4 exons.